Molecule: messenger RNA, 2400 nt
Organism: Trematomus bernacchii (emerald rockcod)
Lineage: Eukaryota; Metazoa; Chordata; Actinopteri; Perciformes; Nototheniidae
Product: protocadherin alpha-8-like
Exons: 1
Coding region: 1-2400 (799 amino acids)
Biological process (GO): homophilic cell-cell adhesion
Cellular component (GO): plasma membrane
Molecular function (GO): calcium ion binding
Source: RefSeq, a predicted model, not a curated record
AUGGAACAAAGAGGAUGCGUGGCAAGAAUGGCGAGAAGACGGUGGAUCGGCUGCGUGGUUGCUGUGCUUUUGUGGAGCGUAACAUCGGCACAAUUACGAUAUUCAAUAUCCGAGGAAGUUAACGAAGGAACUGUGGUUGGAAAUAUAGCUAAAGAUCUGGGAUUAGAUAAAAGCACACUGAAAGACAGGAAGUAUCGGAUUGUUUCCAGUAAUGCGGAUCCGCUGUUCCAUGUGAAUCAGAACGAUGGUGUCCUCUACGUGAGCCGGAAGAUUGACAGAGAAGGGGUGUGCGAGCGAAGCAGUACGUGUUUAAUAAAUCUGAAAACUGUGCUAGAAAAUCCCUUGGAGGUGCAUUAUGUUGGAGUGGAGGUGAUGGAUAUAAAUGACCAUUCUCCCAGUUUCCCAGACGAAGAGAAAACGUUGGAUAUCUCUGAGUCAGUCUUACCCGGGGCAAGAUUUCCACUACAAGCUGCACGAGAUCCAGACGGUGGUCCCUUCACUGUUCAGCAGUAUAAACUCAGCCACAAUGGCCACUUUCGUUUAGAGGUUAAAGACCAUGGUGAAGAUGGGAAAAUACCUGUAUUAAUUGUGCAAAAAUCUUUAGAUAGAGAGGUUUCCGCAAGACAGUCAUUAAUGCUGACUGCACUAGAUGGAGGAAAACCUCCGAAAUCUGGUACUAUGAAUAUUCUAGUAAAUGUUUUAGAUGUAAAUGAUAAUGCGCCUGUAUUCUCUAAAGACUUAAACUCAGUAAUGCUUGAGGAAAAUACUCCAAUAGGCACAACAAUCUUACAAGUGAAUGCGACAGAUCUGGAUGAAGGACUAAAUGGAGAAAUAGUUUACUCGUUUAGCAACAGCGUAAAUCGUAAAUUCUUUAAGCUAUUUGAAAUUAACCAAUCAACAGGGGAGAUAAUUGUUAAAGGUUUAAUAAACUACGAGGAUAAGGACAGAUAUGAAAUUGAAGUGCAAGCAACAGAUAAAGGUCCUGCUCCACUGGCUACACAAAAAAGUGUCGUCAUAAAGAUAGUUGACGUGAAUGAUAACGCACCUGAGAUUGAGGUUACCUCCUUUUCAAACUCCAUCCCUGAAGAUUCAAGACCUGGAACUACAGUAGCCCUUAUCAGUGUAAAUGACUUGGACUCUGGUCUCAAUGGAAAAGUGAUUUGCUCAAUAGGUGAGGAUGUUCCUUUUGCUUUAACUCCAUCCUUACAAGACAACAUGUUUUCAUUAGUGACCAAAUCCCCCCUGGAUAGAGAGAAACAGUCACAAUAUGUCCUGACAAUAACUGCAAAAGAUGCUGGUCAACCUCCAUUAUCAUCUGAGAAGACAAUAAAUGUAGUGGUUUCAGAUGUGAAUGACAACAGUCCAGAGUUUUCACUGAGUCCAUAUACUUUCUAUAUCACUGAAGCCAAUGAGCCAGGUACCUCUGUGUUUUCAGUUAAAGCUUUUGAUCGUGAUGAGAACGAUAAUGCACUAAUAACCUAUCAUAUCCUCAGAGAUGGCAGUAAAGGAAAUAAAUUGACCUCAUAUUUAAAUAUCAACUCUGAAACUGGAGAUAUUUUGUCACUAAAAAGCUUUGACUUUGAGACUCUGAAAACGUUCCGGUUCCAAGUUGUCGCCACAGAUUCUGGAACUCCGUCACUAAGCAGCAACGUCACAGUGCACGUGUUCAUUCUGGAUCAGAACGACAACGCUCCAGUCAUCCUGUAUCCGGUCAGCUCUAACGGUUCUGCUGAAGGUGUGGAGGAGAUUCCCCGCAAUGUGAACGCAGGACACUUGGUGACUAAAGUCAGAGCCUAUGACGCUGAUAUAGGAUAUAACGGCUGGUUACUGUUCUCACUGCAGGAAGUUACUGCCCACAGUCUCUUUGGUUUGGACCGCUAUACAGGACAGAUCAGAACACUUCGCUCAUUCACAGAGACAGACGAGGCUGAGCAUAAACUGCUCAUACUGGUGAAAGAUAAUGGCAACGUUUCCCUGUCAGCAACAGCUACUGUGGUUGUUAAACUUGUGGAGCCCAGAGAGGCUUUUGCUGCUGCUGAUGUUAAAAGUGCAACAAAGGAUGAUGAGGAUAAUAACGUGACUUUUUACCUGAUGAUAACUUUGGGCUCAGUUUCAACACUUUUUCUCAUCAGUAUCAUCGUGCUGAUUGCAAUGCAGUGCUCUAAAUCCACAGACUAUACUUCUAAAUAUCUACAAGAGACUAAUUAUGAUGGGACACUGUGUCACAGCAUCCAGUACAGAUCUGGAGACAAGCGGUACAUGUUAGUUGGACCCAGAAUGAGUAUAGGAUCUACUAUAGUCCCGGGCAGCCAUGCCAACACACUGGUGCUCCCUGACAGAAGGGGAACAUCCACAGAGGUAAGACAAAUACAUAUUCCAGCUUCAUGUCCUUUCAUGUAG